UCAACUAUCGCCCCUUUUCUUUCCUUCACCCUAACUCUCAUCUUCACAUUAGCCCUCUCCCUGGUUCCCCUUCUAGUUCUGGCCUUCGUCCUUGACCUCACUCAAGAUUUCGCUUUUGUUCUCGCUCUUGCUCUCGUUCUUUUUCUUACUCUUUUUGUUUUUGUUUUCACUUUAGCUUCUUCUUUUCACCAUAUUUUCCCUUUUUUACCUCCACCUCCACAUCGUUCUCUUUUUCGCUAUCAUUCUCACUCUCAUUCUCGCUCCCAUCUUCACUCUCGCCUUCGUCUCGCUUUUACCCUUCACCUUCACCUCACUCUUGCCAUUGUCCUCAUUCUCGCUUACGCUAAUGUCUGGGUACCUGCUUUUUUCUUGCAUCCUCUCCUUUUUCCUCACUUUCGCUCUCGCCUCCUGCCUACCCCUAAUCCUCACUAUGGCUCUCUUUCUCUACCUCUUAUUCCUCCUCUCGUUCUCGUAUCCAUCCUCGAUUACCUUCAAUUCACUUCGCCCUCAAUCUCCAUUUUGGCUGGUGCCCUCUUCUUCUGUAUCUCGCCCUCGCUCUCACGAUUCGCCGUUGCCUUUGCAUAA
Protopolystoma xenopodis is the source of this 585-nucleotide messenger RNA. The record is from the annotation of a GenBank genome assembly. NCBI's taxonomy places the organism in Eukaryota, Metazoa, Platyhelminthes, Monogenea, Polystomatidea, Polystomatidae.